Molecule: messenger RNA, 411 nt
Organism: Acipenser ruthenus (sterlet)
Lineage: Eukaryota; Metazoa; Chordata; Actinopteri; Acipenseriformes; Acipenseridae
Product: cytochrome b-c1 complex subunit 10-like
Exons: 3
Coding region: 105-275 (56 amino acids)
Biological process (GO): mitochondrial electron transport, ubiquinol to cytochrome c
Cellular component (GO): mitochondrial inner membrane
Source: RefSeq, a predicted model, not a curated record
AUACAGGCUCUGCGUCGGGCGACCGAAUGACUGUGGCGUCCUGACGCAGCAAUUUAAGCCCUGCGCAUGUGUCGACGGGAGGUCAGAGAAAGACGGGAAAGACGAUGUUAGCGAAACUGAUCGGACCGAGAUACGUGCAGCUUGCUAAGACCUGGCUCCCCACGCUGUCUGCCUGGGGUGCGGUGGGCGGGGUCACGCUGGUCUAUGCCACUGACUGGCGGGUGAUUCUCGACUACGUGCCCUACAUCAACGGCAAGUUCAAGAAGGACGAGUAGCCAUGGCGAUGCUACAGCGGUCAGUGCCGGAGGGGACCCCGCGCUGGAGUUCACUGACGUGCAGGACUGCAGAGCGAUGAGGAUUAUUUUUGUUUUUUUUAUUUAAGUGAUCAAUAAAAUAAAACUUUCAUCUGCA